Cherax quadricarinatus is the source of this 3180-nucleotide messenger RNA. RefSeq lists its product as uncharacterized. NCBI's taxonomy places the organism in Eukaryota, Metazoa, Arthropoda, Malacostraca, Decapoda, Parastacidae. The record is from RefSeq and is a predicted model, not a curated record.
GGCAUCAGAGGUGAUGUGGAAGAAUCACAGGUGGUGUAUUAUGAUGUUCAAAAUAUUGAAUAGCGUACAGCCCAGGCCACCUUAAUGCUGUACCUGACUGACGUGAUCCUGGUACUGUACUGCGCUGUACUGCACUUCCUAAGAGGUAGCUCCACACAAGAUGACUACAACUCCACACAAGAUGAUAACGUCUCCGUGGUGUUCGGAAUAUUCACCAUUGUUAUUCUCUUCAUCGGCGGAGUGUCCGUCAACUUGUUCAACUUCUUCAGACGUGAGUCCCGCCUGCUGAAGAACCAGACACUGCUGAAGAAGGCGAAGAAAAUACUGAUGUUGUUCAUCCCAGGACAAGCCCUCCUGAGCUGGACCCUGGAGUGGAUAAAAGACCCCAGCAGCUGGAGCAUCAACUACUGGGUAGCAACACUGAGGAUCUUCCAUACUUCAGUAGGCUCCCUCGUACAGGCUGUGUUUCAGACGUUCAUCAUGAUCAGAUUGUGGUGGAACAUUACCAGCUAUUCUGAAGACUUUACUGUAAUGGUAGUUGGUAGUUCGGUGUUUGCAGUUCAUGCAGUGGUGGGCAUGUGUACCUACAUCUGGAAGGAGCACUACGAGGAGGAACACGAAACAAUCCCCAUCACAGAUUUCUUCUUUAUUUUCUUGUCCGUCUCUCUCAAUAUGUGUGGACGUAUCGUCUCUAUGGCUAUGGUAGCAGCAGUCAUCAGUUGGUGGUUUCUUAUAUUUGUAAUUGCAGCACCCAUCAUUUUUAAUUAUAUCAUGUGUUUGUGCACCACCAAGCCUUUAUGUACAGGAAGUGUUGCCGACAUCUUUUUCCGAUUUAUUAUGCCCUUGCCGAUAGCUGCACUGUACGCUAUGACCGCAUCCAAGGAGAAGAUAGCCACAAUAUUGACUACCGUGUGUUGGCUGGGUAUGUCUCUGCCUCAGAUAGUGAAGCACCACGAUACUAGUAUACAGUGGGUAGCAUGGGCAGUGCCCUUCGUCGCUCAGGUCGUGGCAUUUAGCUUUAUACUCUACAAAUGGAGCAUUUUUGAGAUCACAUUUACAAGGUUUGCACGAAUACUUAGCAGUGCUGAUUCUGAUAAAAAAGUUAAUGUCAAUAAAAAUAACACCAAUGGUUAUUUAGAAAAUGAUUACUGUUGAUAUUUAUCAAAUAAAAAUAUGUUGUUAAUAAUAGUAAAAACUAUACAUUGUGAUGACAAAAUUGAAAGUAGAGAGUAAUGCCAUAGUAGCCAUGACAGACAGGUGGACAAAUAAAUAUUAUUUAGCAAAUUAUUGUUACAACUUAAAAAAGUCUCAGACUCAUUUCCUGAAUAUAGAAAGAGGAAGGACACUGAACAUAAUGGUCAGUAGGCCAGAUAAUAACUUAUAUCAUAAUUAUAUUAUCUAAGUUUGGUUAACUAGUUUGUGGUGUGUAAUGAUAGACAGGAUGAACCACUCCCGGCUGCUCACAUCAUUUGAUAGACAAUUUCCUGAAGGUGAAUUUAAGCCCACCACUGAGGAAAGCUUCAGGAGCAAGAACUUUUACUUGAGUGUUAAAUAAGCAGCAUUUUCAUUCUCUCACACACACACACACCCCAACAAUCGCACUACACACAAAACAGACCAAGAUCUGUCGACAAGUGCCUUUAACAUUUAGUAACUACUGCAUACACCAACAAUCACACCAUACAUAACAGGUCAAGUGUCUAUCGACAAGUGCCUUUGACAACUAGUAACUACUACUAUUACUAUACUACUACUACUACUACUACGACUACACACACACACAUACACUGUCUCACUCUACGCUGAUGGUUUGAAAAAUGGCUCGCCUCUGCAGCUUUAUUUCCAAGGUUGAGUUUAACUCUUCAUUCCCUUCAAUGAAAUGUCUUCAUGCUGGUUAAGGGCUCUUGUUCUACGGAACUAGAGCUACCCUCCUCUUCCUUGAAUCAAACCUGAUUUCUUUUCAUUCCCCAGGCAAUGUGCAACACCUACGGAUUUAGCUCUUCCCCACAAUUAUCACAAUAACUAUCCCCACAAUUAUCACAAUAACUCGAUCUCAACGGUUCGUUCAUGACUCACAGAUGUUGGACCUUCUCAUGUAAUAAUUAUUAAUUAUUAUUCGUGGAAAAGCAUUAAAGCCGUCAAGGUCAUCCAGUCCAUGGGAAGUGGGAGGCAAUCAUAGUAGUAUCAUGUUUGUGUCAUGUUUGAAUCAUUAUAUCAUGUUUGUAUCAUGGUUUGUAUCAUGUUUGUCAUGCUUGUAUAAUGUUUGUAUCAUGUUUGUGCCAUGCUUGUAUCAUGUUUGUGCCAUGCUUGUAUCAUGUUUGUGCCAUGCUUGUAUCAUGUUUAUGCCAUGCUUGUAUCAUGUUUGUGCCAUGCUUGUAUCAUGUUUAUGCCAUGCUUGUAUCAUGUUUGUGCCAUGCUUGUAUCAUGUUUAUGCCAUGCUUGUAUCAUGUUUGUGCCAUGCUUGUAUCAUGUUUAUGCCAUGCUUGUAUCAUGUUUGUGCCAUGCUUGUAUCAUGUUUGUGCCAUGCUUGUAUCAUGUUUGUGCCAUGCUUGUAUCAUGUUUAUGCCAUGCUUGUAUCAUGUUUGUGCCAUGCUUGUAUCAUGUUUGUGCCAUGCUUGUAUCAUGUUUGUGCCAUGCUUGUAUCACGUUUAUGCCAUGCUUGUAUCAUGUUUGUACCAUGCUUGUAUCAUGUUUGUGCCAUGCUUGUAUCAUGUUUGUGCCAUGCUUGUAUCAUGUUUGUAUCAUGCUCGGAAAAUAAUAAAAAGGCACAAUACUACUGUGAUUGGAACAAUACACAAAUAACCCGCACAUAGGAGAAUGAAACUUAAGAAAAUGUUUCGGGCCAUUAACUAGUCACACAGAAGCGCGAAGGGAAGAGAGUCAAUGUAUAUACAAGAGGGGGCAAGGCCAGGAGAACGACAGGAGGUAGUAGUAUAAAAACAGAGGUAGUGGUAGAGGUAGUAGCAGUAGUAAGUAGUAAAAUAGUGCCAGAAGUGGUAAGAAGGGAGUAGUGGUAGUGACAUGAGAGUCAAAGAGUGUAGUGGGGCAAUAGCAUCAGUAGUAGUGGUGGAGGUAGUCUACAGACACCAACAAUAAUUGUAAUAAUAAUAAUAUCAUUAUUAUUAUUGACUCACAAAAAAAAGCUUUGUAUCUGAAUCUGUAUUAAACGAAUUAUUUUUC